AUUGCAUAUUCUGACUGGGUACAGGGUGGCAAUUUUAACUUACUGUAUUCAAGCGAUUCUGGUGUGAAUUAAUUCACUCAGUGCAGUGCUGAGUGAUCUUCCUAAGGCCUAGCUAGCUGCAACAUUGGCAAAGAAUUUGCAGAUGGAUCCCGAUGAUGUUAUGACCCCUACCAAUGAAGUGGUGAAAGAGCUGGUCCAGCUUAAAGACCCCAGCAGCAGCAGAGACCUUCCCCUGCCUCCAGCCCUGACUACUGCAGAGCAAGUACAUAUCAAGAUACUGGGCCAGGCUCCUGCUCACCCUGGAGCUAAAGGUGAUCUGGUCACCCAUUCAAUGGCUGCACACAAGUGCGGGUACAAGUUUGCCACCAAGGACCCACAGCCGGUAACCAUGCCUAUAGUACUGAGCAAGGCCCCUCCCUACAAGCGACUGCCAAGCAUGGAAGAUUCUGAUAGUAGCAGCGACGAAGUGGAUGUGACUGACGGAGAGCGUGUUGUGAAGGUGGUGUUUGAAGUGAGGGCAUGUGCAGAGGAAGGGGAGGUGAGAGUAACUGGAAACACAGCCUCUCUGGGAAAAUGGGACAUCUUCAGUAGUGUCAAGUUGAAUAGGAGCACUGGGCAAGACAAAACCUGGAGUGUGGAGCUGGAGGUACCAGUUGAGCGCCCAAUCAAAUAUCGAUACAUGAUCACAAGACCAGUGGUGGGCAAUCAAGAAUCUUUCGCCUUCGUCUCUUGGGAGACAUUCUUAGGCUCAAGGAAAUACACGGCCAAGAAACCAAGAAGCAGUGAAGAUACCCACAAGGAGUCUGUGGAGUAUGGAAUCAUUGGAGAUGACAAGUUGACAGCCCACACUGACAAUGGUUGGCUGGUGAGCACGAGUGAGCUCCACCUGCAGCUGGGGACUUUGGGGAGUGCACUCUCCAUCUCUGACCACCCUCCAGACACUCGCUACCUCCUCACCAUCCACCCAUUCUCUAUCAAACAGAACAAGACUGUAGACUGCUCUCCAUGCAAAGCCAAGCUCUUGAGCAGGACCGAAGGGGAUUGUGUGACCUUUGACCUUGCAGGUGGGGGCUGUCCUUAUGAUCAGCGAACCAACCUGGUCAUAUUCACCACAGAGUCAGUCGACUUCCAAGACACUGGAUUCACCAUUGAUGUAUUUACAAUCCCCUGUGCUGACACUGCAACCUCUCUCCCCACUCCUCUCCCCUCGGCUGAUGCUAAAGUGGGCAGGGCCAGUCUCCUCCCUCGCCAGUACCUGGGGGAGGAUAGAGGGAGCAUUGUACUGACCGUGUUUUCACAGGAUCUCCUCCCCGUGGGAACACUGUCAUUGUCUUUCCUGCUCAUUCACCCUGUGCGAGAGUUGCCCCUCCUCCACUCCACCAAACACACCUACUCCAACUACUGGAGACAGCACAAGAGGAUGCUGCACAUUGGACACAGGGGACUGGGAGACUCUCACCAUCCACAACUGAAGGCUACUGAGACAGAGAACACGAUAGCAUCUCUCAAGAUGGCGGGCAAUCACGGUGCUGACUAUGUGGAGUUUGACGUCCACCUGACCCGGGACCAUGUGCCGGUAGUCUACCACAAUUUCCUGGUAGCCACCACACUGGCCAGAGAGGGAUUCUUCUCAGGGGAGCUCUACGCCAUGGAGGUCAAGGACCUGACACUACAUCAGCUACAAUCACUGAAACUAGAUCACUCGAGUACUUUGCAAAAGAAACUGGCGACUCUGUCUGUCGAUGGCAAUAAUAGCUCAAGUGCUAGUGACUAUGACUCGUCCAGUGAGUUGUGGGGAGCACAGAGGGGCACGGAGCAUCUGCCAGAGAGGAAGACAUUCCCAACCCUUAAGAAGCUGUUUCGUUCCCUACCUAAACACAUCGGUUUCGACAUUGAGGUCAAGUACCCAUUACCAGAGAAGAAUGAAAAUGGAGAAGUUGUUAAGAACUACUCUUGUUUCGAUAUGAACUUGUGUGCUGACACCAUUUUGAAGGAUGUCUAUCGUUUUGCACGAGGGAGGAAAAUCAUCUUCACCUGCUUCAACCCGGACAUGUGCACAGUUCUUCGCCGCAAGCAGCAUAAAUAUCCGGUUAUGUUCCUCACGUGUGCACUCAACCCUGACUAUGGCGUUCCCCUAGAUGUGAGGGGUCACAGUCUGAAUGACGCCACCAUGCAUGCCAGGGCACACAAUCUGCUGGGUAUAGUGCCCAACUCCACCCCUCUCCUGCACGAGCCUCAGUUGGUGAGCAAAGUGAAGGAGAAGAACCUCGUCUUGUUCACUUGGGGCCACCAAAACAAUGUCCUCCAGAACAUCGAGACCCAGCAGAGCACUGGUGUGGAUGCUCUCAUCUAUGACAGCAUCAACCACCUACUGCCUGGGCCGCAGAAGAAUAUUUUCCAGUUGGAAAAGGAAGAAAAGCAAAAGGGACACUGAAUCAUGAUUAGGCUCAAAUUGAAUUUUAGCUGCUAUAAUAAGACACACAUUUUUCAAUCUUACUGUGGUACAUGUACUUCUGUACACCUCUGUUAAAUAGCCGCCCUCUAAGGCAGUGCUUUGGAGGGCAAGGGCGGCUAAUCCUGAGAGUAGGCCACGUGGAGUGGAAAGAGCAGUUACAAAUUGUGUUGGGAAGGCCAGUGAUCAGUCGUAUCUUCUAUCUUACUAUUCAGCUAGCAUGGGAGGUGGUGGAGGAAGGAUAAACAAGCCCAAAACCUCCAAGUUGAGUACUCGGACAAGGGCUAGACAAAAGACAAAGUCACACAAACAUAAAUACAUCAGGAGUGAAGACACCCUCUCUUUGACCACUGACAGUGUACUCCGGCAGUGCAGGACAAAUCCCAAAGCUAAUGUGAAAAUUUCAUCAAAGAAGAAGAGGCUGUUACUUAGGGAUCUAAAGACGCUGGCAGUUGAGAAAUGCACUAUGGAGACUGAAAUACAACCAGCAUCAACUCGUGAUCAAAAAUCAACAUCAACAUUGAACAAUAAAAUGGACACCACAUGAUGAAUAUAUUCACUAGACUAUCCUGUGUGUGUGCUUCAAUGUGCUCUGUUUAGUGUUUAUUGGGAUUGCUCCAGUGCUCUUUGUUCUUUGUCUUGUGCUGUGUUGGGGUUUCUCCCUUCCCAGUGGAUUGUACACAGAUUUCAAUUGAGCUAAUUUUCUUGAA
Halichondria panicea is the source of this 3162-nucleotide messenger RNA. Its product is annotated as glycerophosphocholine phosphodiesterase GPCPD1-like. Bases 143 to 2434 code for a protein of 763 amino acids. The record is from RefSeq and is a predicted model, not a curated record. Lineage: Eukaryota; Metazoa; Porifera; Demospongiae; Suberitida; Halichondriidae. Gene Ontology annotation, biological process: glycerophospholipid catabolic process. The transcript has 16 exons. Gene Ontology annotation, molecular function: glycerophosphocholine phosphodiesterase activity; starch binding.